Molecule: messenger RNA, 1692 nt
Organism: Aspergillus novofumigatus IBT 16806
Lineage: Eukaryota; Fungi; Ascomycota; Eurotiomycetes; Eurotiales; Aspergillaceae
Exons: 3
Coding region: 1-1692 (563 amino acids)
Source: RefSeq, a predicted model, not a curated record
AUGAACUGGACAGGAGGUCGGUUGCAACGGCAUUCGAACAAUCGCUCCAGCAAUCUCGCUAGAAAUCAGAAGCAGAAGUUUGCAAAAUCAAGACUGAGGAGCACAAAAGAUUCUCGACAGGCUCCAUCGCUCAUUGAAUUCGCCACUUUUGGAACAUCGCUUAAGGCAAAGUCCACUGGAGACGAGACUCAGAGGCAUGGAUUGGCUAGUCAGGUAGGAUUCUUGCUCCUCGAACCCGAGGAUUGUGUGGCUCCAUGGCGGACUACGGCCAAUCCCUCCCCGUCACGGUUGGCUAGGGAUUCUUCAGUCUGUUCUGACCAAGUGAAUAACUCACAGUCGCCCGAUAUCAUAGAACAUAUCAAGCGUCAGUUACUAGAAACAACAGACUGGGCUGCUGUCGGAGCUGCAAGACCUCUCAAGAUCUCGUUCACACCAGUCGAAGAGGUCGAGCACUUUGGCAAAAGACGAAGAUUAACCGAGGCCGACCGAACGAGAAUAACUGCCGUGGAAAACAGCGCUGUGCCAUCUGACUUUAUCAAGUCUCGCAGGGCUCCUCGACAGAAUAUAACGUCGGAUCGACUUAGGAUUGAAGAUUUAGAGAUUAAGAUAAAUGGACGGCGAUGCCAUGCUGGCGAAGACAUUCUCAAAGAGCGUCACGAGAACUUUUCUUCACAACCAAUGCUCCUUGAUAGAGAUGUAUCAGUCCGUCCCGACCAAGGCUCGGAUCCGUCAGUACAGCCAUACAGUGACGCCAAGGCAUGGAGCGCAAGGGAAGACUCGGUUGACAGAUCAUUAUAUUGUCAGAAGAAAUCAGAAAAUCCUAAGUCGUCUAUACAUUCUAUGACCACCUCACGAUCUCAUCUCUCUGAAGCUGCCAUCCCGGAUCGGAUACCAUCCAGCAGGAACCACAGUGGCCUGAUCCAAACACCCGGGUUUCUGGGUCAGGAUUUUGGAGCGUCAAUCUCGACGCCCUGGAGGCACCAUGACAGCAACAAAGUCCAUCAAUCAUCCGGGUCAAUCAUCCAAAAUCGCUUCACAAUUGACGAUCAGAUAGCUGCCGAGAAGGGAAUGUGCUCCAAUGAUGAGACAAUGGUAAGGACACGUCCACGUCCCGAUCGCCAUCGAGGCCCGCAGCUUGAGCAGCGUCCGUUUUCACAGUCCUCAAAAUAUUCACUCUCCCUCGAUCAAUCAUUCGGUCAUCAUGAACAUGAACGUGCAGCGGCAGUCACGCGGUCACCUUCUGGAUGGCUUCCAGAGCCAAGGUGCAGUAUACGACGGCCAUUGAACCAGAAGGUCAACCCUCUUUAUCCAUUGGGGCCAGUUAUUCAGAAAGACACUCCUUGUGGAAAUUCACGGACUAGAGAGUAUACAUCACCGAUGGUGAUAAUCGGCCAACCUAUAGAUAUUGCAGGGGAUCAAGCAAGUAAUGGAACAACAGACUGGAUGUCGACUCCGUGGAACUCUGCAGUCAAGGAACCGAAAAUUACUUCAUUAACAGAGGACAGUCACGCGACAUCGAUCUAUGGAUUUGCCAGCCAAAGUCCGGACAAUCCAACGGACACCCAAGGCUCCUCACGGGUCAGUCACACGGGUAUUGGUGAUGAUGGACGAAUCAAUGUAAUCGAUAGAAUUUACACAGGGACUCCAAGUUUUAGCGACAGCAACCCUGGAUCCACUAGUCGGGUGACUUGA